GCUUUCAGUGAUAAAAGAAGGAGGCUGGGAGGGAUCUUAAAUCCAACGUAGGGAAGAUUGACAGGGACCAAACCUACCAAAUAAUUAUGAUGAAUUUAAAGGGUGGUGGGGCGCCGGAAACAGGAAAUCCACUUGAGAUGUGCGGCAGUUUAACCAGAGUCAGGUUUGUCAUGAGAACGGCCAGACGGGAACUACGAUCGGAUGCUGUUUAAAAUUAAUGCAUCGUUUCUAUUAAUUCCGAGGAAAAACGACACGUGCGCUUGUGACCAGAAUAUUUUAGUCUUUGUGGCUUGUUGCGCGAAUCAGUCACUUUUAUUUAUACAACAAGGGACAGGGUACUAAAUAACCAAAAACAGCGGUUCACACGCUCGUGUGUUUCGUCCUUUUUCAUUGGUUCAAAACACUUCCCUCUAGUUUAAGAGGAAGUAAGGUAGCUACAUUAGCUAUAUAUUUUUUUUUGUUUGCCUGUUUCCAUUUUAUCAUUUGCGGAAACGAAGUUUGCUAAAAAAAAAAAAAAAAAAAGGACCAUUGGAGGGAAAGUGGUAAACGUAUAAUAACCGAAAAUGACGGGGAAAUCAGUGAAAGACAUCGACAGAUACCAGACUGUGCUCACCUCUCUCCUUUCGCAGGAGGAAAAUAAAUUCUGCGCUGAUUGUCAAGCCAAAGGUCCUCGAUGGGCUUCCUGGAAUCUGGGAAUAUUCAUCUGCAUCCGCUGUGCUGGAAUCCACCGCAACCUGGGCGUGCACAUCUCCCGGGUCAAGUCCGUCAACCUGGACCAGUGGACCCAUGAGCAGAUCCAGUGUGUCCAGGAGAUGGGGAAUGCCAAGGCCCGCCGUCUGUAUGAAGCCUUCCUCCCAGAGUGCUUCCAGCGUCCGGAAACUGACCAAGCUGCAGAGGCCUUUAUCAGGGACAAGUACGAGAAGAAGAAGUACAUGGACAAGUGCAUCAACAUCCAGACCUUCAGGAAAGAGAAGAGCAGUGAUUCUAUAGCCAAGGAGACACCGGUUGUAUUUGAGAAAAUGAAACCGAAGAGGGAUGAGUCGCAGCAGAUCAAGAUCAGCCCAAAGAAACCAAGUCAGCCGGUUACUGACCUGCUAGGGCUAGAUACCCCUGCUCCAGCUGCCGCUGUUCCCAACGGGCGACCCAGCCCAGCGACGUCCCACUCAAUGGACCUGUUCGGCUCCAUGGCCACGCCCUCGCCCGACUCCGCCAAGAGCACGCCUGCUUCGGGGUCCAUGCCCACGGGCCGGACGGCCGCCUCGGUGCCGGAGAACCUCAGCCUGUUCCUGGACCCGGCGCCCAAGACGGAGGAGAGCGGGAAGCUGUCGAAGGACUCCAUCCUGUCGCUGUACAGCACGGUCACGCCACACACCCACAACAUGGCAGCGCAUGGUGGUAUGUACAUGACCCCGGCUCAGAUGGGCUACACCGCGCCAGGCUAUGGCAGUUACCCGGCACAGGGGGGCAUGAUGGGAGCCGUGCUGGGACACCAGGGCAUGGCGCCACAGCCGGGCGUGCCCGCCGCCUCGCCCUACAUGGCUGCAGCACAGGGGGGCAUGAUGGGAGUGCAGAACGGCAUGAUGGGAGGGAUGGCAGCCGUGCCCCAGCAAAUGUACGGAGUGCAGCAGGCCCAGCAGCUGCAGUGGAACAUUGCCCAGAUGACCCAGCACAUGGCAGGCAUGAACUUCUAUGGUACAAACAGCAUUGUGGGAUACAGUCAGCCCAUGGGCGGAGCUGCAGCGCCAGGCUCCAGUCACAUGCUGGGAUCACAUGUGUGGAAAUGAUCCUGUACCUGUGGAUUUGGGGGGAGGAUAGAGGGGCAGGGGCAAGGUAUGGG
Molecule: messenger RNA, 1837 nt
Organism: Anguilla anguilla (European eel)
Lineage: Eukaryota; Metazoa; Chordata; Actinopteri; Anguilliformes; Anguillidae
Gene: smap2
Product: small ArfGAP2
Exons: 10
Coding region: 564-1784 (406 amino acids)
Biological process (GO): regulation of clathrin-dependent endocytosis
Molecular function (GO): GTPase activator activity
Source: RefSeq, a predicted model, not a curated record